Messenger RNA from Drosophila rhopaloa, 7146 nucleotides. RefSeq lists its product as uncharacterized. Gene Ontology annotation, molecular function: general transcription initiation factor activity; DNA binding. The coding region runs from base 809 to 6061 and encodes 1750 amino acids. The record is from RefSeq and is a predicted model, not a curated record. Lineage: Eukaryota; Metazoa; Arthropoda; Insecta; Diptera; Drosophilidae. The transcript has 8 exons. Gene Ontology annotation, biological process: DNA-templated transcription initiation.
AAAGUGAAACGGCCAAACGAAGAGACGAGACGUAUCGUGUGUGCUCAGACUUGUGCUCUCAGAAUUUAUUUUUGGUCAUCUACAUUCACCUCUGAGAGUAUAUAACAAAAACAUUCAAAUCAAGAGCGGAUCAAGCCAAUAACUAAGAAGUACGUUUAAUCAAAAAGUGUGUUAAAUCGUUAAAGAAAUCAUAAAAGCAAAAACCACAAAACAGCAGAGAGCAUCGCAAAGUUAACAGCGAAUCCAGCGGCAGAAGCAGAGCAGCGGAGCGCAAGUGCAAGCGAAACGGCAGCAGAGCUCCGCUGCAAGGCAACGGGAAAGAUAGAGACAGCACAGCAACAGAGAGUGGGAGAAAGAGAGAGAGCAGCAACAGCCACAAAGCCGCAAAAGAGAGCAAACGCGCAAGGGGGAGAGAACGAGACGGGACAAAAAAGGCUCUCCGCUCGAGAAUUCUAGCAUCUUCAGCCAAGAAAAUAAAAUAACCAUUCAAAUAAUUAAGGACUUUUAAGAGACUGCUACAAAGGAACAACAUAACUAACAAACACGCAAAUACUAAACAAGGAGAAAAGAACGGAAGACUAGAAAUAAUCAUAAUACAUAAUAGUUAGCGUAAGGGAACACACAAAAACACUGCAAACACUAAUAUUCUAAUUCAAAUUCACACAGAAAGAAGUAUUUUUGGCCUUAAGAGCAAACAAACAAACACCCACACAAACACAAAACAAAUCGAAGAAUUUGUAAAAGAACACCAAACAAAAAUCACUUUUAGCCUUAUAUACAACAACAAAACAAGUUAAUAUCAAGUUACAUGGUUAAAAUCAGAGAAGACGAAGCGAGGAUCCCAACGAUGGGGAGUUUCAGCAGCAAUACAAAAAACGUUCAGAAGGCUCUUCUCUUAAAAGAAGUAAAUCAAGAACCUUCUCUAGAAAAGGAAGCUGGAGCGGAGGCUCAAGAAAACGUCGCAGAACCAACUCCUGGAAAACAAGACCCUGGAGGAUCUGGCACAGAACCGGAUAAAGAGAAUCAAUCCCCAAAUCCUAAACGUUCAGCAUCUAAGGAUUUUGAAAGUAAAAUAAAAUAUUCAGAACCCGAAAAAGAGCAAGGAAAAGGAUACUAUGUUUUGCACCCUAAUCAGCAUGACAAUAUACGCCAGAAAUCGUUAUUAAAAAGUGACCAAGAGAGCGGAUCAGCAGCUAAACAAUCAACAUCCGAAGAUUCAGACCGUGGAUCUUCAAGCUCAGACUCCGAAGGAAAAGAAGGAAACGGAAACAAGACCGUUUCGCGCUCUAAUCAGCAAGACGGUAAUAUACGCCAAGGAUUGUCAUUGAAAAGAACUCGAGUAAAGGGUUCUUUAGCUAACCAAUCCUCAUCUGAAGAUUCGAACCGCAAAUCAUCAUAUUCACAGUCCGAAGAAGAAGGAGGCUAUAAUAUACGCCAAGGAUCGUUGAAAAAAAAACGAGCUAGGCGAUCUGCACUAUCCUCAUCUGAAGAUUCAAACCGCGAAUCAUCUAAAUCAGAGUCGGAAGAAGAAGGAGGUAACGAAAACUGCAACGCUGGAACUGUAGCUGAACCAUCGUCUUCAGAUUUAGAAAAGGGAGAGCAAGACGAUAAUAUACGCCCAGAAGAUUCAGACUGUAAAGCACCAAGCUCAGAUUCCGAAAAAGAAGCAGAAAACGGCAACAUUACCGUUUCGCGUCCUAAUCAACAAGACGAAAAUAUACGCCAAGGAUCGUUAUUGAAAAGAAAACGAGUAGCUAACGAAUCCCCAUCUAAAGAUUCGAACCGCGAAACUUCAAAUUCAGAGUCCAAAGAAGGAGAUACUAUCCGCUUAGGACCGUUCUUGAAAAGAAAACGAGUACGGAAAUCAGUACCUAAACAAUCCUUAUCUAAAGAUUCGAACCGCGAAUCAUCCAAUUCAGAGUCCGAAGAAGAAGGAGGUAACGAAAACCGGACCUCAUCGGAGAAUUCUCCAGCAAGCGGUUCUGUAGCUCAACGAUCAACACUCGUAGUUUCAGGGCGCGGAUUAACUUCUUCAGAGUCGGAAGAGGGCGAAACUCGAAAUUUGUAUGUUUUACGUCGUUAUUACCAAGACGAACAAUCAACAUUCGAAGAUUUGGGAAGUUAUCCAGGAUCCGACGAAGAACUAAGUAACGAAGACUGGACCGCUUCGAAUCAAGAAAGUUAUUAUAUACGCCGAGUAGCUCAACUACCAACAUUCGUAGAUUCAGACCGUGAGUUAUCUUCUUCAGGGACUGAAGAAGAAGAGAUUCAGAAUUUGAACGUUUCGCAGAGCAAUCAGGAAGACGAGGUAAAAGAAUCUGUAGCUGAAAAAACAUCAUCCGAAGAUUCAGACGUUGAAAGCCUUUAUCCAGGUUCUGAAGAAGAGGACGAUUCGAUCCGAGUAAGAGGAUCUUUGGCUGAAAAUUCCGACAUUGAAUCUCUUGCUUCAGACACCGAAGAAGAGGACGAUACCACACUCCAAAGAACCAUAUUGCAACGUGACGGAACAAAGGAAUCUGAAACUGAAUGUAAAGAUUCCACUAGUGAAGACGAGCAGCAGCUACAAGAUUCAUCUUCUUUGGGACCAAACGCGAGUGAUUUAGACCCCUUAGACAUCCAUCAGUUACAAGACUUACUCAAUUCAAGCUUUGACGAGUCAGCAGAGGUGACAUCUGAUCAGGAAGACGAUAAUAAAUCCAAAGAAGAGGUAUCGGAAACCGAUCAAGAAGAUACAGAGAGUGAAGGGGACCGUCGCCGAGAUACGGAUAUUAGUUCUGAUUCUGCUCCAGAGGAUUUCCGUGAAUAUUUUAAUUUCGAGGAACCGCACGAGGAGGAACGUGAAUAUCCUGAAGGCGGAGAAGGCUACGAAGGCCAAGGAUCAGCUUCCGACGAGGACGGUCAAGAACAAGGUUUAUCUUCACCGGGAAAAAACUCGAAUGAUUCAUACGGCUCAGACAACCAGCAGUUACAACCUUUAGUCAAUUCAAACUCCGGACCUAACUUUGACGAAUCGGACUCCGAAGAAGAGGAAGAGAUCGCUGGGCAUAGAAAAGUUUCGACGCCUGAUCAGGAAGACGAUACUAAAUCAGAAGAAGCCUCGGUAAAAGCUCAGGAAUCGGAAACCGAACAAGAAGAUACAGAGAGUGAAGAUUCGGAGGAAGAACAGUGUGAUACUUCAGGGGACCGUCGCCAAGAUACGGAUACUAAUUCUGAUUCUGAUCCAGAGAAUUUCCGUGAAGAUUUUAAUUGUGAGGAAUCGCAUGAAAACGGAGAAGGCUACGAAAGCCAAGAACCAGAUUCCGACGAGAACGGUCAAGAACAAGAUUCAUCUUCAUCUGGACCAAACUCGAAUAAUUCAGACCGCUUAGACGAUAAUAAAUCCAAAGUAGAGGUAUCGGAGAGCGAAGAAGAAGAUACAGAGAGCGAAGAUUCGGAGGAAGAACAGGGUGAUACUUCAGGGAACAGCCGCCGAGAUACGGAUACUAAUUCUGAUUCUGAUUCUGAUCCAGGGGAUAACCGUCAAUCUUUUAAUUCUGAGAAAUCACGCGAGAAGGAACAUCAAUAUCCUAAGGGCGGAAAAGGCUACAAAAGCCAAGGACAAACUUUCGGCGAGAACGGCAAAGCUGGAAAUCGUGCGUCAUACGAAAGGGUCUGUUCUUUUACAACUCCACCAAAGUUAAAUCAAGCUUUACUCGAAGAUCACUCCCGUGUUAAAAUUGAAGACAUCGACCGAAAUUUGGACUCAUUUAUCCAGAUCAAAAGAAAACGAAAUCCGAACUGGGAGAAGGAAACUAUAAUUAAGACCAGGAGGGUGGAUAAAAUAUUCAGGGAACUGCUGAAGGUAACGACUGUAGAAGGCGACACUCUUUCCGAUUUCAGCGCUUACGGAUCGGAAAAAAGCCUUGAGCAGGUUACUUAUUCUUUAGAGAAGGCCAAUAAAAUAUUUCAGCUUCUGAAGCGUGAGCAAAUCCAGGUGACUAACUGGAUUGAAAGGGAGCUAAACGACUUGGAAUUCGAUAUCAAGUUGUGGCUGCAGCGCCAAGAAAUUCAGAUCAAGUUAACGCAGCAGGAGUACCCCAAUACGCUGCUGCAGCGCCAGUGCGGGCUGAUGCAAAACGAAAUGGUCAGCAUACCGGUGGCCAACUUGAACGGCGGCCUUAAGGCGGCCAGCAGCGGAUCCGGAGUGGGUGUGGUGGCAGCCGGCGGCGUCGUCUCCUCGGCGGUGCUGGCCAAUGCCCCCCGUGUUUACCUAACGCCCUCCUCCACCUUCAUGGCCAAUCGUCAGGCGUCGGCGGGCGUGGCGUCCACCGGAAAGAUCAGCGGAUCAAUAGUCGGCGGUUCAUCUGGCACCUCAGCCGCCACCGGUACCGUUCGCUACUUCUCGCAAUUCAGCAAAGUGCAAACGGCCGGCGGACCCAGUCUGCAGAGGAAGCUGGCCAACGGUGACACCAUUGUCCUGGCCAACGGCAACAAGAGCCUGUUCUUUACCAGCAGUGACAAGGGCGCUGUGUCUAGCAUCGCCACCAAUGGUAAUUGCUCCCUCCAGGCCAAAACGGAGCUGUUGGAGGAAGAGGACAUGCAGCCGGGAACUGUGAUCGAGGAGGAGGAGGACGAGGAGGAUAGCAGCCUCACUGCCAAACCCUUGGGAGGCAGCAGUGGGCCACAGGAUCAGCCUCUUGCCCUAACCACCGCUGCCAACGAAGGCAACGCCUCGGAAGAUGAGCCCGAGCUGGACAUUGUGAUCAACAAUGUGGUCUGCUCGUUUAGCGUGGGCUGUCACCUGAAGCUGCGUGAAAUUGCCCUCCAGGGCUCGAAUGUGGAGUAUCGUCGCGAGAACGGAAUGGUGACAAUGAAGCUGCGUCAUCCGUAUACCACGGCUUCGAUUUGGUCAUCGGGAAGGAUCACCUGCACUGGUGCCACCUCCGAGGCAAUGGCCAAAGUUGCGGCCCGUCGCUAUGCUAGGUGCCUGGGGAAGCUUGGGUUUCCCACUCGUUUCCUAAAUUUCCGCAUCGUCAAUGUGCUGGGCACCUGCAGCAUGCCGUGGGCCAUCAAGAUUGUCAACUUCUCGGAGCGUCAUCGCGAGAAUGCCAGCUACGAACCGGAGUUGCAUCCCGGUGUGACCUACAAGAUGCGCGAUCCCGAUCCAAAGGCCACCCUCAAGAUCUUCUCCACCGGCAGCGUAACCGUCACGGCGGCCAGCGUGAGCCAUGUGGAAUCGGCAAUCCAGCAUAUUUACCCACUGGUCUUCGAGUUCCGCAAGCAGCGUUCGCCGGAGGAGCUGCAGCACCUGCGCCAAAAGCAACGCCAGCAGUCCGGCGUCGAUCCCAACGAACUGGAGAGUCAGGUCGUCUCCCAGAACAAGGUGGCGGCCCAGGAUAAUAUCUUUGUUAACACAACGGCGGCGCACACAAAGCCACCGGGUGAUAACACACCAGCCACCUCGGGCAUCAUGUCCAGCACUAUUGAUAGCAUGCAGCGCCUGAAGCAGAUGGAGAGCUACAAUCAGAUGGCGCAGCGUACGACCGAGGAGCGCCGUCACAUACCUUUCCAGGGGGACAAAGUCGGCUCCGCCUCCACGUCGGCGGCCGCAGCAGCAGCCGCCUCCUCGGGAGAUAAUAUCUGUGCCAAUGCCCGUCGCCGGGCCACCGAAUGCUGGGCCACCAAGCUGCAGAACAAGCGUCCGCGUUACAAUGAUCCCGGCACCCCGGGCGCUGCUCCCUCAUCGUCCUCAGCCGCCGCCUCAUCAGCCUCCGCCUCAGCCUCGUCCAAUGUGUUCUCACCCUCGUUGGGUUCUCAGGCGUCAUUCCUGCGUAAUCCUCUCAAGACGGCCGCCUUGGCCAAUGCUCGUAUGCGCGGCGCCAAGGUGCCAACGAGCAUGGUGCUCAAGCCGGGGACACGGAUUGGACCCACCAGUGGCUUCCUGCACCAGCAGCACCUGCAACAUCAGCAGCAGCAGCAGCAGCAGCAAAAGAUGCGCCAGACCAGCUUCUCGCCCAGCGAUUUCCAGGUGGACGACUUGAUCGAGGAGGAGGAGAGCAACGAGAUGGACCUGCAGUAUUGAGCUAGCGCUGGCCAUGCCAAAACAUUUAUAACUUAAAUUAGAGAUCGAUGAAACACGUUGAAACAAACAACAUGCCACAAAAACAAAAACUAAACGAAUCGAAACACAUACAAAGCCCAGAAAGCUUUUCCUCUGAAUUCGUUGGUUCGUUUGUUAAAGCCAUUUUUCAUCACACAUUUGUUUGUGUUUGUCGCAUUUAAACGAACUCGAGGAAAUACAAGACGCUGGACCGAAAACAAAAAAUGAGAUAGAAGAUCAAUCAAAUAACAUUAAUCCAAAGCAAAACAAAAAUUCCCCAGCCAGCAACACCAACAAAAAUAGCAGCAACAACAAAACCAAGAGCCAAAUAUUUAACUUAUAAGAUUUACGUUUAAACUUUGUAACUUAAGCGAGCACACAGAAACAAAAAAACAGAGAUAGCAUAUAGAUUAUUUCGACUCCCCAUAUAUCCCAGAAACCUCAAAAACAUCCAUAUGGUAAACACAGAGCUUACCACAACGUAAUUUUAAGUAUAGACUUAAAACCGACAGCAAAAUACGCGUUUUGAAUACGUAUGCCAGCGAGCGUUUUACGUAUAUAACAAAUCUGUGGAUUGCGUUAAGUUAAUUUUUUUUUUUUUUGGUUUAUAUAGAUUAUUUAUGUGAGCAAGACCACCGCCAAACAAAUACUGUAAACUUAAAUGGAUCGCAUAAUAAUGGAUCACACAUACGACUUAUCACAAGCAAGCAGUGCGAGACGAGCAAGCAGUUAGCAGUAAUGCAGUUUGGACGCACGAUUAUAUUUUUGUUUGAACUCAAAUUCAGACCAAGUUCUUCCGAAGCAAACCAAAAUUCUCAAGCAAAACACGAAGAAGAGACCAGAGAAAAAUCUAGGCUAAUUACACUAAUUACUGAUAAACAACUAAUUAACUUCAUGUAUCUUCAUCCAUUUUUUUGUUUUCGCUCUAAGUUUUAUAUGCUAUAAGCGCUUCGUGUGAAGCAAAACCAACAAAACAAAACCACAUUUAAAUACGAUUAUAAUUAUAUUAUAAUACACAAACCAAUUUCUGGUCACUUCUAAACCAAUUAUAACAAACUAAAACUACA